Messenger RNA from Oncorhynchus keta (chum salmon), 1572 nucleotides. Its product is annotated as caveolae-associated protein 4a-like. The coding region runs from base 339 to 1274 and encodes 311 amino acids. The transcript has 2 exons. Gene Ontology annotation, cellular component: cytoplasm; caveola. Gene Ontology annotation, biological process: regulation of gene expression. The record is from RefSeq and is a predicted model, not a curated record. Lineage: Eukaryota; Metazoa; Chordata; Actinopteri; Salmoniformes; Salmonidae.
UCUGAGCCCUGACUGGCGGCAUCUGCCCUCUCAUAUCCCCCUGAGCUGCCCACACCCUAGAGAGGUGGAGCCUCCAUGUCCUUUUGCAUUUGACCUGGGUGAGGGACCAGUAGCACGGUGAGUCUCUUUGGCCCGAGGUGUCUGCUGCCCUCCAUGGCCCAAUGAUCCAGCAACCAAACCCUUCCUAACACCUGCUGGUCUGACAAGUAUCAGGUCGAAGCUAUCUAGAGGCCUGGUUACCCUUUCUGCGGUUUCUACUGACCACUAAGAAAAACAAAUAUUUCUAUCCUCAACCCUUUCCCUUUGGAUCCGAGACGAGGCGGUUGACGACACCAACCAUGGCUAAUAAACUGGGUCUGGCUGUGGGGGACGACACGACGUCCAUCAUGGCGCUAUUGGAGCGUGUGGCGGGCAUCAUUGACAACGUACAGACGUGUCAGACACGUAUGGAGGAGAGGCAGCUAGAAUUGGAGAACAGCGUCAAGACCAUCCAGGAGGACGUGGUGAAGCUGACGGUAAACCACGCCGCCACCAGCAGCACAGUGGACAAGCUGCUGGAGAAGACGCGGAAGGUCAGCUGCCACAUCAAGGACGUUCGGGUACGGGUGGAGAAUCAGAACAUCCGCGUCAAGAAGGUGGAAAUAACCCAGGAGGAACUGUUGGCCAAGAACAAGUUCCGGGUUGUUAUCUACCAGGGUGACAGUGAGGUGCCAGCUGUGGCAGCCGAAAAGGAACCCAAAGGACCCAGUCAACCCAAGGCACCCAAAGCGUCGGCGGCCGAAGUGGAGCCAGACCACUUUGAGCUCCCCCCUGAGUCUGAUGAGGAGUACAUGGUGGUGGAGGAAGCCUCGUCCACGGCCGCCACGAUUAAGAAAUCAGGCCUGAGCCGCAUCGAGAGCUUCAAAUCUACCUUCUCCCGUGCGAACAUGACCAAGACGAAAGAGAACAUGAACAGCAAGGUUGGGCAGAUGGGUGAGCGCAUCGUAUCAACUGAGCGCCGGGAGAAGAUCCGCCAGUCCGGCGAGAGGCUCAAGCAGUCCGGCUCGCGGCUCAAGGAAUCUAUUGCCAGCCAUGUGCCAGCCAAACUGAAGAAGGAGAGGACUGUGGCGGAAGGCCAGGAGGGGGCCGAGGGGGUCACUGAGGGUGCCGCACCCAUCCCACCUCCCAAGGGACGCAAAUCUGCAAGCCCUGACCUCGCCUACACGGAGGUGACCAAGGAGGCUGAGGAUGGAGAGGAUGAGGUACCGAUAAAUGAUAUCAAGCAGCUCUCCUAAAACAGCGGUCAAGGAAACUGAAAAACAACAACAUACAUGUUAUUUUUCCUUAUUUUUUUUGGGAUUGGCCUGUGACCCAUAGUCCCAGUAGUCCCGGUCCCAGAAACAGGUCAGUUAGGGUGUCAACACGAUGACUUUAUAUAAUCCACACACUCCUGUAACAUUUGAAAGUCAUCUUUGUUUAGGGAAUUCAAGGAUUUAUAUAGAACAAGUAUAUAUAUAUUUUUUUUUUUCAUUUUUUCCUGUUUACAUUAGACAUGGACUUUCAAGUGUGCAAAACAAAUUAACUGAAAAGAAU